AUGGAAAGCACGAGCAAGCACACCGUGUUCGGCUUCAACUAUGGUCUCGACUGGCGGCCUACCUCUUUCGUGGAAGCCAUCUCCGCGGACUGCGUGUGCAGCGUUUGCGGACUGGUGCCUCGGAUGUCGGCCGCUCUGCCCUGCGGCCACCUGCUCUGCCUGCAGUGCUACGACCACAACGGGAGCAGACUGAACAGCUGUCCGUUGGAUAAGAAAUUCGUUGAUGCGGAAGGUGUGGUGUUCUCGACGCUCAGCGCGGAAAGUAUUCUCCGUCUCAAGGUACGCUGCUGGAACGCAGACAACGGUUGCGAUGCCGAGGACGCAGCUGUCGCCAUGCUGGAGCACUUUUUCAACGACUGCCAAUUCCACGCCGUGAGCUGCCGCACUUGCGGCAUCCGAGUGUUGCGACGGGACGUCGUCAACCACGUUACGAACAGCUGCCCAGACCCAUCUUCUCGGCAAUCACCGGACGAGCACCCUUUCCUCAGCGUCCUGGAGGUCGAGGAAGUGCUGAAGCAGAUAGCAGAUGAAACCGUGACUACAAAACCGUGGCACCAGUUGUUUGAAGAGCAACUCAGACGAGACUAG
This is a messenger RNA of Dermacentor silvarum, 588 nucleotides long. Its product is annotated as RING finger protein 151. The transcript is spliced from 2 exons. Gene Ontology annotation, cellular component: plasma membrane signaling receptor complex; cytoplasmic side of plasma membrane. NCBI's taxonomy places the organism in Eukaryota, Metazoa, Arthropoda, Arachnida, Ixodida, Ixodidae. Gene Ontology annotation, molecular function: zinc ion binding; tumor necrosis factor receptor binding; ubiquitin protein ligase binding. Bases 1 to 588 code for a protein of 195 amino acids. The record is from RefSeq and is a predicted model, not a curated record. Gene Ontology annotation, biological process: regulation of canonical NF-kappaB signal transduction; tumor necrosis factor-mediated signaling pathway; positive regulation of JNK cascade.